Motacilla alba alba is the source of this 1157-nucleotide messenger RNA. It is a transcript of the gene PSMC3IP, whose product is annotated as PSMC3 interacting protein. Gene Ontology annotation, cellular component: DNA recombinase auxiliary factor complex; condensed nuclear chromosome. Bases 87 to 746 code for a protein of 219 amino acids. Lineage: Eukaryota; Metazoa; Chordata; Aves; Passeriformes; Motacillidae. The record is from RefSeq and is a predicted model, not a curated record. Gene Ontology annotation, molecular function: recombinase activator activity; double-stranded DNA binding. Gene Ontology annotation, biological process: meiotic joint molecule formation; meiotic strand invasion involved in reciprocal meiotic recombination; homologous chromosome pairing at meiosis. The transcript is spliced from 8 exons.
UUGGCGACCGGCGGGCGGCGCGCCGGAAGUGCGUGAAGGGCGCCAACCGGGAACGGAGCGGGGCUGGAGGCCCGGGGAGCGGCGGCAUGAGCAAAGGGCGGGAGGCCGCGGCCGGCGGAGGCGCCGCCGCCGUCCUGCUGCGCUACCUGCGGGAGCAGAACCGCCCGUACAGCGCCCAGGAUGCCUUCGGGAACCUGCAGCGGGAGCACGGGCUGGGCAAGGCGGCCGUGGUGAAGGCGCUGGAGCAGCUGGCGCAGCAGGGCCGCGUUCGCGAGAAGGUCUACGGGAAGCAGAAGAUCUACUUCGCCGACCAGGAGCAGCUCCCGGCCGCCAGCGAUGCGGAGCUCCGCGGGCUGGACGGGGAGAUCGCCGCACGCUCCGGCCAGCUGCAAGCGCUGCAGCAGAGCUGCCGGCACAUGGAGGCGGAGCUGAAGGACUUGAAUAGCUCCAUGACAACCCCUGAGAUUGCCAGGGAGAUCGAGGCGCUGAGGAAGGACUGUGCCAGUUACACGGAGAAACUGGAGAGGAUUAAAUCUGCUACCAACCACGUGACGCCAGAGGAAAAAGAGAAGGUGUGCCGGGAGCAGCAGCUGUACCGCCGGGAGUGGCGCCGGAGGAAGAGGAUGGCCACCGAGCUGCUGGAUGCCAUCCUGGAGGGCUAUCCCAAGAGCAAGAAGCAAUUCUUUGAGGAGGUUGGGAUAGAGACGGAUGAGGACCACGGCGUCGAGCUGCCAGCGACCACGUGAGGUGCUGGGGGAGCCUUUGCUCUGGGGAGAAGCUGCUGCGGAGCUGCCGCUGAAACUUGGCUGUUGGGUUGUUCUUUUUCUGUUUUUGCAGGACUGGGAUUUGUCCUGUGUAUUUAUUUGGUUUUGUUUUGAAAUGUUUUGCAGUUGGAAGGGUGGUGGGUAGGAGUAACUUGGCACUGGCUCUCUCCUUGCAGUGGAAUGUUUUUUCCUGCCCCCGGUGCACAGAGCUGCCUGGCUGGGGGGACACGUGGGGGCACGGGGGCUGCGUCCCUGGUGUUGUGGCAAGGAAAGGCAGCGAGGGACUGUCUGAGCUGCAGAGCUCUGUAUGUGUUCUAGCUGCUUCUUGCUGCGUGCCUGAGCGGUCACAUGAGAAUAUGAUCCAUUAAACACCAGGAUUUUGGUUCAGCUGCA